This is a messenger RNA of Linum trigynum, 966 nucleotides long. Lineage: Eukaryota; Viridiplantae; Streptophyta; Magnoliopsida; Malpighiales; Linaceae. The record is from the annotation of a GenBank genome assembly.
AUCGCCGGCGUUGGGAGCCUUGUUUGUGGCUAUAAAAAUGGUCUGCUUUCAGCAAUGGAAAACCAGAUAUAUAUAUCAACUAACCACCACAAAUUAAUAUAGCCAUUCUUAUUCCAUCCAAACAUAUCUCGCUCGUUCUCGUUCGGUACACUCGCUCGCCAUGGCGGAUUGCUGCAUUAUUAUCUUCCCCAAACCACUGCUUAUGGUGGCGGUGGUGGUUGUUGUGGGAUACUUGGGCGGCGGAUCAAGCCUUGAAAUUUGCGGCACAAUCCCGCCGACUGAUCCCUACUUUCCUAUAUACGUUGGUCAAGUCCUUCAGGAACUGUUUAUGAAUACGCGGGAUCAGUCCCCAGACCCUAAUUCAGGCCUGCGAACUAUGACCGCAACAGAACCGGAGAAUAGCGUCGCCGGUAGCGGUGGGGCUACCGGUAUGGCGACUUGUUCCAGUGGCUACACCGGAGAGAAUUGUUAUCGCUGUCUUUUUACUUUGGUAGACUAUGUGGGCCCAUGCAAAAACGUUACAACCGGCUCAGCUUACUACCCCGACAAGUGCUCCAUGCAAUUCCAGCAACUCUGAAUUGUGUCGUUUCACUUUCACUUUCAUUUGUGGGCUGGGCUGGGCUUGUUGGAAUAAGUUGAUCUCCUGUGUCGUGUCGUGUCUGCUCAUUUUACUGUAUUUUUCAGUUAAUUAUUACAAGUUCAGCUCUACUUUGAUUUCCCCUUCAAUUCAAUAAAACUCUACUCUGGCUAGCUAGAUCUUCAUGAGUAGAGUGGCAAUUGGAUCGGAUUCGUGGAUUUGUGGAUUGGAUUGGUGGAUCCAUGGAUCAAAUGGAUUGGAUCCAAUGGAUUGAUCAAAUGGAUUGGUGGAUUGAUCCAUGAAUCCAAAUGACAUCAAAGGCUUGGACCAAAAUGUAAAAUUUGAAAAGUUUUGGUACUAAAAUGUCAUAAUAAAAAAUUUUAGGUACC